CGAUUGGACGAGAGCGAUCACGUGGCGCAGUGCAGUCAGUCUCUGUGCCGUGCCUGGAGCCAGCGCUGAGUGGAGCCUGUCUGCCAGCAGCUUCAGCAGCGGCUCGAUCUGGAACCCCAGCACACUCACUGACAAUUCAACGACCCCCCCUUUUUUUCCUUCUUAUUUGCCGAGGAUUAUUGUUCACCAUGGGCGACAAAAAGAGCCCUACCAGGCCAAAAAGACAAGCCAAGCAAGCUGACGACGGCUACUGGGACUGUAGCGUCUGCACCUUUCGGAACACAGCCGAAGCUUUUAAAUGCAGCAUCUGCGAUGUGAGGAAGGGCACAUCAACAAGGAAACCCAGGAUCAACUCCCAGCUGGUGGCCCAGCAGGCGGCCCAGCAGUAUCCCAUGCCGCCCCCGGCUAAAAAAGAGCGACGGGAGCGAAGCGAGCGCCCGGACAGGGAGCGGGCGGACGGCGAAGGAGAGAGCGCCGUCGGGGAGGCUCGCCCCGAAAGCGAGCGCCCCGAGAUAGUGAGGCCCGAGAGAGACACGCCUCCUCCCGAGAAGGACAAGAGUGACAAGGAGCAGCCGGUCCAAGACAAAGCCGACAGAGAGAAAGACAUCAUCCCGUCCAUCACAAAGAAGCCCCCCGGCAUCAAAAAGAGCAGACCCAAAUCCGACAGCCACCCGAGUCCACCCAGUGACAAGCAGAGCAUACAGUCUGGCAAAUCGGCAACCAAGACCAACAAGAACAAUCACAUUUCCAGGCCCAAACUGAAGAACGUCGACCGCAGCACGGCGCAGCAGCUGGCCAUCACCGUGGGCAACGUGACGGUGAUCAUCACAGACUUUAAGGAGAAGAGCCGCUCCUCGUCCACGUCCUCGUCCACCAUCACGUCGAGCACGGGCUCCGAACAGCAGCACCAGAGCUCCGGCUCGGAGAGCAUGGACAAAGGCUCGUCGCGCGCCUCCACGCCCAAAGGCGAUCUCUCCGUGGGGCACGACGAGUCCUUCUGAGGGCCGCCGGCCCCGUUCUCCGUUGACCCCGCCCACUCGACCCCCUUUUCACACACCCCCACGUUGGACACGAUGGAUCGCAAAGGGUGGGGGGAGAGACUUUUGACCUUCCCCCCUCGGCGGCGCUGCCUCCAUUCCAUGACCCACCUGGAUGCGGCCUGGAGGAAGGUAGCGCGGGUGCACCCCGGCGCGCAAAAGAAGGUCUCCGGCGGGAGCGGGAACAGGAGCCGCGGACUACACGAGCGUUAACGCCCAUGCUAGCGUCAAGACACUUGUAUGUAUUGUUUUAUAUUUGGACGUGGAUGUGAGGCCAAGUCGACCUUUUAGUUUUUGUCCAACAUUUCUCCGCCAGGCACAAUAACCACCCUUGUUUUGUUAUUAUUAUUAUUUGUACCCUUAUUUAUUACCUGUUGCACCUGUAUUCUUUGAUAUUUUUUCCUGAUGAUGUUGAAGCUUGGCUGCUUAGCUCUGCCGACCGACCGAUCGUUCCCUCAGUGUUUUUAAUGCAGUUUGAAAUGAUGCCAGAUCACACACACACACACACACACACACACACAAAAAGGUGCUAGAUACACUGUGAAAAGUUUUGCAGAUCUCCCAAUCACUCAACGUGAUGAAGAAUCCGAUCGAACGUGACUCCCUUCCCUCCACAAUACUGUCUCACUCUGAACACUGUUGGGACCUUCCUCAUGGCUGCUGCUGUGUGCGUCACAAGUCCAAAUAGUCCACUUUGAACGAAUAAUCUUAUCCAGUAUUGUUGUGUCCUUAACUGUACAGUGUAGGCUGUUGUGUAAAACACUAAAAGCUGUAGGUAUUUGCUCCGUUUCCGUUGUGCAAAUGUUGAGUUUUCCUGGCUCGAGGUGAAGUUGGAAAUUGGGAGUUUCUCCCGAGGCGACUGAAGGAACGGGUGCGCGGCGGUUCGUCUCGGUGAAACCGAUGCGGGUCUGUCGGCAUCUGACAUUUUUCUCGUGACACCGAAAAACCCCGCGAGAAGCAACCGCAAACCAGUUCAGUUCUUGACAGUUUCAUGUCGUUCUUGUUUCUUUUUUUUUUUUUUUUUUUUUUUUUUUUUGCUCAAUCAUAAUUUAAAGGCCGCGGUCAUCCGGAGGCGAACCUCAAAUCACAAUCGCGCUUUCCUAUUUUCGAACCGCGAGGCUUUGUCCGAGGGUUCUCAUUGACUUCCACCCGACGCUGAUACGAGAACAACCUAAUUUCCUUUUCCCUGUAUGAAAUUGUAUAAAGAAUAAAUGUGUAUAUGAUAUCUUAGUUUUAUUUAUUGAAGGACCAAAGGAAUUUCAUAUUGACAUGAUACAUAGAGGAAUAACAAUUUGAAAUGCAAUUACUGCAAAUUAUCUAAUGUUUGAGAUGAAUAACAGUUGAAAUAAAUAAAGACUAAUAUAAUCCCUGUUAA
Messenger RNA from Hippocampus comes (tiger tail seahorse), 2412 nucleotides. RefSeq names its product RING1 and YY1 binding protein b (gene rybpb). Gene Ontology annotation, cellular component: nucleus. Gene Ontology annotation, molecular function: DNA binding; transcription coregulator activity. Bases 189 to 1001 code for a protein of 270 amino acids. Gene Ontology annotation, biological process: positive regulation of DNA-templated transcription. The record is from RefSeq and is a predicted model, not a curated record. The transcript is spliced from 5 exons. Lineage: Eukaryota; Metazoa; Chordata; Actinopteri; Syngnathiformes; Syngnathidae.